CCAAAAGGAAGAAGCCUUUAUCAAACUUUGUGUUUUUUAUACUGUAAGAACCUGAUAAAAAUAAGAUAACGUUUCACACAGGUUUCCAUCGCGAUUUUUUCUUCUACAAAAUAACCAAGCAAAAUGUCAAUUCUAAGGCCAUUCACCUGCGAUGAUAUGUUCAAAUUCAACAACGUGAAUUUGGAUCCACUCACGGAAACAUACGGACUGUCAUUCUACAUGCAGUACCUGGCCCAUUGGCCUGAGUAUUUUCAAGUUGCUGAGUCCCUAUCUGGAGAAAUUAUGGGUUACAUUAUGGGAAAAGCUGAAGGCCACAGUGAAAAUUGGCAUGGUCACGUAACAGCUCUUACCGUUUCUCCUGAUUAUCGUAGGCUAGGACUAGCUGCAACAUUGAUGGAAUUUUUGGAAGGAGUAUCAGAAAAGAAACAAGCCUACUUCGUUGAUCUUUUUGUCAGAGUGAGUAACAAAGUCGCAAUAAAAAUGUAUCAAGAACUGGGGUAUAUCGUCUACAGAACCGUUUUAGAGUACUACAGUGGUGAUCCAGAUGAAGAUGCUUAUGAUAUGCGAAAAGCUUUAUCGAGGGAUGUUAAAAAGAAGUCAGUUAUACCAUUAACACAUCCUGUGAGACCUGACGAAGUUGAUUGAGUGAAAUUGUGAAAAAUGUAUAAUUCAACUAUAACAAACAACAAUAAACGUAAUAUUCUUAAUCUUCU
Molecule: messenger RNA, 713 nt
Organism: Diprion similis
Lineage: Eukaryota; Metazoa; Arthropoda; Insecta; Hymenoptera; Diprionidae
Gene: Naa20A
Product: N-alpha-acetyltransferase 20
Exons: 7
Coding region: 124-645 (173 amino acids)
Biological process (GO): N-terminal peptidyl-methionine acetylation
Cellular component (GO): NatB complex
Molecular function (GO): protein-N-terminal amino-acid acetyltransferase activity
Source: RefSeq, a predicted model, not a curated record